CCGGCGCGGCCAGCCGGUGACUUCCGGCGCGACCAUUUUGUUUUUCACGGCUCGCCAAGGGUACCGGUGUCCCUCCAGGCGGAGGGUCGGACUCCGCUUGUCGGCAUGUUCCCUGUGGCGAGGGCUGCCCUGAACCUCACGGCUGGUGGCAUUCAGCGUACUGCAAUAAGACAAGCUCAUCGCAAAAAUGAGCCUACCUUCCAUGAUAAAUACGGAAACCUGGUACUUCUUGGUGGAGCCGCAGUUUUUACUGCUGUCUGGGGAUAUGUGUUUACACAAGCUGGAAUGGAGUGGGGUUUGUCACCUGUUGGCAGAAUCACUCCGAAAGAAUGGAGGGAGUAAUAGCCUGUGCUUAUAAUGAACUGGUCUAAACUUUCACUGAAAAAAAUGAUUGUGUAAUGGCAUUUGUUCCCUGAUUACCGCUCACACAGGGGCAUUCCUGGUCUAAUAAACAUACUUAGAAACCUG
This is a messenger RNA of Tyto alba (common barn owl), 468 nucleotides long. RefSeq names its product cytochrome c oxidase subunit 7B, mitochondrial. The coding region runs from base 106 to 342 and encodes 78 amino acids. The record is from RefSeq and is a predicted model, not a curated record. The transcript has 3 exons. Lineage: Eukaryota; Metazoa; Chordata; Aves; Strigiformes; Tytonidae. Gene Ontology annotation, biological process: mitochondrial electron transport, cytochrome c to oxygen.